CUCCCUCUGCUCCAGGCUCCUGAAGCCAUGAGGGUGGCUCGCAGUUAAGUUAAAAGCUUUUGUAGGGGUCGGAGAUGUCCAAGAACUCCCCUCCUUCCCCGCACCCUGACUCAAACCAAGCUGGACUGUUAUUUCCUCUUCUCGCUUGGGUCAAGAAAUCGCAUCUAGCAUCUUUAUGGCUUUGCGUUGACAAUGUACCGAAACAAGGAAGUGGUGUACAUGCCUGCUUAAAAACAGGCAUGGGCUUGGGUAACACGGUGACUUUCAGAAGUGCUUUUCCUCUGCUCUGUCCUCUUUUUAAUAUGAUCUGUGUGAAGCUCUGGCUGAGAAGGCUGGGCUACAGCAGGUUGAAAAUGCCACAUAAGAAACCUGAUGAUAAAGCCAUCUGACCGUAUGCGUGCCUUUGGGUUGUAACGACUGUUCGUCUUAUUGCCAGGUUUUGAUGCCAGUGGGGUGGAGUGGCAGUAGCUGCUAACACAAGUCUUCUGCAUCCCGACUCUGAGACCUGCUAGUUGUCGCAACUUCGGUUGAGUCUGUUGGAUCCACUUUGCUACUGUCAUCUCUUCCUGCAUGGCUGAGAGUUGUUCCAUGUCGGAGAUUCCAAGCUCCUGGGAAAUAUACCAGCAAAACGUAGCAUAUCUGCCAGAUGCCGAAAUGGAGAUUAUGGCAGCGAGCACCUCGCUGCCUGACCCAGCCGGCGAAUUCGAUAGGAACAUUCCCCGGAUCUGCGGCGUCUGCGGGGACAAGGCGACGGGCUUUCAUUUCAAUGCCAUGACGUGUGAAGGCUGCAAAGGGUUCUUCAGGAGGAGCAUGAAAAGGAAAGCAAUGUUCACGUGCCCCUUCAACAGCGACUGCAAGAUCACCAAAGACAACCGGCGGCACUGCCAGGCCUGUCGGCUGAAGCGCUGCAUCGACAUUGGCAUGAUGAAAGAGUUCAUCCUGACAGACGAGGAGGUCCAGAGGAAGAGAGAGAUGAUAAUGAAGCGCAAGGAGGAGGAGGCACUGAAAGAGAGCAUGAAGCCCAAGCUGUCGGAGGAGCAGCAGAACGUCAUCGACAUCCUGCUCGAGGCCCAUCGCAAGACCUACGACCCGACCUACUCUGACUUCACCCAGUUCCGGCCUCCUGUGAGAUCCAGCGAGGACCAAAGACUGACCAGGUCAUCAUCUGUCCUGACGCAGGGUUUUUCAUCGGAAGAUUCCUCGGAGCCUUUUGGUUCUUCUCCAGAUUCAGUGGAGCAUGGCAUGUUCUCAAACCUGAUGCUGAGUGAGCCUGAAGAGAGCCCAUCUAUGAGCAUCAACUUUUCGCCCCUCAGCAUGCUUCCCCACCUGGCCGACCUGGUUAGCUACAGUAUACAGAAAGUGAUCGGCUUUGCCAAGAUGAUCCCUGGGUUCAGGGAUCUCACGGCGGAAGAUCAGAUCGCCCUGCUAAAGUCCAGCGCCAUUGAAGUCAUUAUGCUCCGCUCAAAUCAGUCCUUCACCUUGGAGGACAUGUCAUGGAACUGCGGCAGCAAUGACUUCAAAUACAAAGUCAGUGAUGUUACCCAAGCGGGUCACAACAUGGAGCUGCUGGAGCCACUUGUGAAAUUCCAGGUGGGCUUGAAGAAGCUGAACCUGCACGAAGAGGAACACGUGCUCCUCAUGGCCAUCUGCAUCCUCUCCCCUGACCGCCCCGGCGUGCAGGACACCACGCUAGUGGAGACUCUUCAGGACCGCCUCUCCAAUAUCCUGCAGAGCUACAUCCGGUGCCGACAUCCUCCCCCGGGCAGUCGCUUGCUCUACGCCAAGAUGAUCCAGAAGCUGGCGGAUCUGCGGAGCCUCAACGAGGAGCAUUCCAAACAGUACCGCUGCCUCUCCUUCCAGCCGGAGCACAGCAUGCAGCUCACGCCACUGGUCCUGGAAGUCUUCGGCAAUGAAAUCUCCUGAUUCUUUUUCUGGAUGCAGGGAUAAGCACCCAGAAAUAAAAGGAUAAGUCAGGCCAGCUUCCCUUAGGUGAGCAAAUUGAGAGGGGUGCCCCUUAGCAGGGGGUUGUAUAUAGGUAGAUCAUUUUCACACUACUGGAAGUCCUGUGUUGUCUGCGCACCAGCAGUCACCUGGGUCAGCUUUCUGCAGAGCGGCGAGCAACCCAGCCAAGCAUUUAUUUCCCCCCUCCAUUGAGUGGCUUUUCUCCUUGCCUUCCUUCUGGAAGCGGCCGAUUUAUCCCUUUCUGGAUGUCGUAAGGCUGGCUGCAACCUUCGUGCUCGGACCCUGCCUCACACCAGCUCCUAUUUUAUUUUAUUUUUAUUCUUUGUUCAUGUGUUC
This is a messenger RNA of Gavialis gangeticus (Gharial), 2298 nucleotides long. It is a transcript of the gene VDR, whose product is annotated as vitamin D (1,25- dihydroxyvitamin D3) receptor. The record is from RefSeq and is a predicted model, not a curated record. Gene Ontology annotation, cellular component: nucleus. Gene Ontology annotation, molecular function: zinc ion binding; nuclear receptor activity; vitamin D response element binding. The transcript is spliced from 11 exons. Gene Ontology annotation, biological process: negative regulation of transcription by RNA polymerase II; cell differentiation; positive regulation of transcription by RNA polymerase II. NCBI's taxonomy places the organism in Eukaryota, Metazoa, Chordata, Crocodylia, Gavialidae. The coding region runs from base 571 to 1923 and encodes 450 amino acids.